Molecule: messenger RNA, 1395 nt
Organism: Grus americana (Whooping crane)
Lineage: Eukaryota; Metazoa; Chordata; Aves; Gruiformes; Gruidae
Gene: PAX1
Product: paired box 1
Exons: 6
Coding region: 1-1395 (464 amino acids)
Biological process (GO): anatomical structure development; regulation of transcription by RNA polymerase II
Molecular function (GO): RNA polymerase II cis-regulatory region sequence-specific DNA binding; DNA-binding transcription factor activity, RNA polymerase II-specific
Source: RefSeq, a predicted model, not a curated record
AUGGCGGGUGGGCGGCAGCAGGUUUGCAGGGGGAGCCAGGCGGGGAGGGCGUCCGGCCCCCAGCAGACCCCCGCUACCGAGCACGGCCCCUCGCCACCGGGCCACACCGGCAGCCGGCGGCUCCCCCCUCGAAAGCACAAGCCCCCCCGCCCCGGAUCCCCUGGCGAUAUCCCCGCCCGUGGGUCCCGGCCCCGCGGCGGCCGUCGGGGCUGGAGGAGCCGGGGCAGUAGCGGCGGGGGCUCCCCGCGAGCGGGGAACCGGCCCGGCGCCGCCAGGACACCCCCGCCGCCGGCUCCCGCCCAGCCGGCCCAGCACACCUACGGGGAGGUGAACCAGCUGGGCGGCGUCUUCGUCAACGGGCGGCCGCUGCCCAACGCCAUCCGGCUGCGGAUCGUGGAGCUGGCGCAGCUCGGGAUCCGGCCCUGCGACAUCAGCCGCCAGCUCCGCGUCUCGCACGGCUGCGUCAGCAAGAUCCUGGCCCGUUACAACGAGACCGGCUCCAUCCUGCCCGGGGCCAUCGGCGGCAGCAAGCCGCGGGUCACCACCCCCAACGUGGUCAAGCACAUCCGAGACUACAAGCAGGGCGACCCCGGCAUCUUCGCCUGGGAGAUCCGCGACCGGCUGCUGGCGGACGGCGUCUGCGACAAGUACAACGUGCCCUCGGUCAGCUCCAUCAGCCGGAUCCUGCGCAACAAAAUCGGCAGCCUCUCCCAGCCCGGCCCCUACGACGGCGGCAAGCAGCCGCCCCCCCAGCCCGCCCUGCCCUACAACCACAUCUACCAGUACCCCUACCCCAGCCCCAUGGCCCCCCCGGCCGCCAAGAUGGGGGGCCACCCCGGCGCGCCCGUGGCGGCGGCCCACGUCAGCCUGCCCCGCUCCUGGCCCUCGGCGCACUCCGUCACCAACAUCCUGGGCAUCCGCACCUUCGUGGAGCAGACGGGGGCUCUGGCCGGCACAGAGGGGUCUGCCUACCCCCCCAAAAUGGAAGACUGGCCCAGCGUGAACAGGACGGCCUUCCCCCCGGCCCAGGCGGUCAACGGCAUCGACAAAGCUGCCAUGGAAGGAGAUAUCAAAUACCCGCAGCCCGCCCCGGGGCUCUCCUCGGUGGGCAGCUUCCUCCCGGCCUGCGCCUACCCCCCCUCCAACCAGCACGGCGUCUACGGCGGGCCGGCCGGCGGCUACAUCCCCCCGGGCCACCCCUGGCAGCCGCAGGGCAGCCCCUUGGCCCACCACGGGCCCGGCGUGGCGGUGCACGGCGGCGACCUGGCCACGGCGAUGGCGUUCAAGCAGCCCGGGAGGGAAGUCGUGGACAGAAAACCUGCCAGCCCUGUGGGGAAAUCUCCAGACCCUCUAAAUACCAUCCACGGACUCUCUAUCCCGGCCUCCUCUUCCUAG